Molecule: messenger RNA, 7870 nt
Organism: Strigops habroptila (Kakapo)
Lineage: Eukaryota; Metazoa; Chordata; Aves; Psittaciformes; Psittacidae
Gene: SLC30A9
Product: solute carrier family 30 member 9
Exons: 18
Coding region: 475-2016 (513 amino acids)
Biological process (GO): positive regulation of transcription by RNA polymerase II; zinc ion transport; transmembrane transport
Cellular component (GO): membrane; nucleus
Molecular function (GO): monoatomic cation transmembrane transporter activity
Source: RefSeq, a predicted model, not a curated record
ACAUCAGCAACAACUAAUACUCAAUAACAGCUUAUCUGCCUUUUUUUAGUGAAAUUGUUUUUCUAUAAGGUUCAAAUUGGUCUAUGCACACGUGCAGAUGCUUCGGUACCAUAGAGGACUAAAAUGAAAGGAAAACUGUUGAGGCUUUCAUGGAAUAAACAGUUUUAUAAAAUAUUUAUAAAAUAUUACCGUCCUGUGAGAGGUGCAUUGUUCAUAUAUGAUUAGUGAUACUUUGCAUGACUUGAGUUACCAGCACUGCUGACUUUUAUUUUCUUUUCUUUAUUCUUUCAAUGAGUGCUUCCUAAAGCAGCCAAUUUGCCUGUUGCGUUUCUUGUUGGAGGAGUCAUUUACCCUCUCAGCAGAAGUAUUUGUGCUGCCUAAAAGAAACCGGUUGCUAAUACAGGAUGGCAAGCUUCAGUGAAAAGUGGGAAUCUGUCUUGUCUUCUACCAUGCCAUCGUCUGCCUGUGCAGUUGAUGAGUCAAGUGAGAGUUUAUACCUCUAAUGGUCAAAAAAAAGAUCUUGGAUCAGAAGACACAAAAGGGUCAACCCAUGAAGAAACCCUGCAUAAGGCUGGAACAGGACAAGAUGCAACCAAUGCAGGCCAAAAGCCGUCUGUCCUUAAAGAGCCAAUCCAAGUAAAAGUGAAAGCAGUCCUUAAAAAAAGAGAGUAUGGACCAAAAUAUACAAAGAAUAACUUCAUCACUGGAGUAAGAGCAAUAAAUGAGUUUUGUCUUAAAUCCAGUGAUUUAGACCAGCUGAGGAAAAUUAAACGACGAAGCCCCCAUGAUGAUACUGAGACUUUCACUGUAUACCUGAGAUCGGAUGUAGAGGCAAAGUCUCUUGAAGUUUGGGGUAGUCCAGAGGCUCUUGCUAGAGAAAGAAAACGACGUAAAGAAGCAGAGAUCAAAUACAGAGAAAAAAUAUUUCGAAACCAAAGGCUGUUGUGGGAAUACAAGGAGUUCUUUGGAAAUACUAAGCCACGCUCCAGUGCAGCAGCUAUGUUUUUCAAGGGACCAGGGAAGGUGGUAAUGGUAGCUAUUUGCAUAAAUGGGUUGAAUUUUUUCUUUAAGCUACUUGCUUGGGUUUACACGGGUUCUGCAAGUAUGUUUUCAGAAGCCAUACAUUCUUUAGCAGACACAUGUAACCAGGCAUUGCUAGCUUUGGGCAUCAGUCAGUCUGCAAGGACACCUGACCCUAGUCAUCCGUAUGGUUUCACAAACAUGCGCUAUAUUGCCUCCCUGAUUAGUGGAGUGGGCAUUUUCAUGAUGGGUGCAGGACUGUCUUGGUAUCAUGGGAUCAUAGGUUUACUCCACCCUCACCCUAUAGAAUCUCUUCUCUGGGCAUACUGCAUUUUAGCAGGGUCGUUGGUAUCUGAAGGAGCUACCCUUCUUGUUGCUAUAAAUGAAAUUCGCAGGAGUGCUCGAGCCAAGGGUCUGUCAUUUUAUCAAUAUGUUGUAAAGAGUCAUGAUCCUAGUACAAAUGUGGUGUUACUGGAGGAUGCUGCGGCAGUUCUGAGUGUGGCCAUAGCUGCUACCUGUAUGGGUCUGACUUCUUUAACAGGAAACCCUUAUUAUGACAGUGUGGGGUCUCUAGGUGUUGGAACCUUGUUAGGAAGUGUGUCAGCAUUUCUCAUCUACACUAACACUGAAGCCCUGCUAGGACGAUCCAUUCAACCUGAACAACUGCAGCGACUCACUGAGUUACUGGAAAGUGAUGCUGUAGUAAGAGCAAUUCAUGAUGUUAAAGCCACAGACCUGGGAAUGAGCAAAGUGAGGUUCAAGGCAGAAGUAGACUUUGAUGGACGGGUUGUUACUCGUUCUUACCUGGAAAAACAAGACAUUGAGCAGCUGCUACAAGAAAUUCAACAAGUGAAAAACCUUGAAGAAUUGGAAGCCUUCAUGCUUAAGCAUGGUGAAAAUAUCAUUGACACACUGGGAGCUGAGGUAGACAGACUUGAGAAGGACCUAAAGCAACGAAAUCCUGAUGUUCGUCAUGUGGAUUUGGAAAUACUAUAGAUAUGGCAGAAGAAAUCUUCAGGUUGCUACCAUUUUGGAAAGAAGUCAUGUAAAGGGCUGAAAAGCUUCUGAAAUUGCAGUGACCUCAGCACCAUAUCUUGCUUACUUUUGCUGUAGGCUUCCUGGACUGUUAGCACUGCUUCUGUUUCUGAAAGAGCACUAAACUCGCAGACAAAAAUUUCCAUGGCAAAAUCAAUUUAAAAAAAGCUACUUGACUUAAAUUCCACGGGAGAGUCUGUCAGAGUAUAUUUACUGCAACUCAGAACUUAAGACUUGAGGUUUAGUUAGACAAAUAUAGCUGCCUGAAUAUACACAACACACUUAGUUUUUCCAUUUGCGUCCCUUUGCAGUCAGUUUGCACUUCUUUAGUUUCUUUCAAGAUAUCAUUAAAGGUUCUUGGGAGAUAUUAAGAUUAGCUAGGAAGAGUUCGUUCCAGUGGAACCUGCCAACCUUAAACUAAUUGUAACAUUUCAACUGUGUGAUUGUUUCACAGUUUUUCUUUUCUAUAAGAGAAAUUCUUUCAAACAGGUGCUGGCCUUCUGACAAGUACCGUGACCUGGAAACCUGCUUUUUCCCACUCUUGUGAUUACUAGCUGCACUUCAGAAAAAUAAGAUUUUUCUUCUCAGUGGAGUCAGCUGUAUGUGGUUAUCCAGAGUAUGUUAAGUUACUGUGAAGAAAUUACUGUGUAGAGAUUUUGGUGAACUUCCUCUGUUUAAAUUUUGUUGUUUCCUCCCCCCCUACUUUGACACUUGUUCUCUUAUUUGUAAGUAUCUUCAGAUGUGAUCUGGGAGAUAUACAUGGUAGUGCUUAUUAAACGUUACCUGGCAUUUUUUGUUUUCUUAUAGGCUGUAUUGCCAGAUAUGGUUUUUGAUAGAAGGUGUGAGAGAUGUAAUUGGAAGUUACAGUAGUAAAAAAUGUAUUAGAAUUAUUUAUAAUUAAACAAAUUAAUACAUUGUAUUUUUAAUUUAUUUACCUCUAGACUUAAUCUGAAUUCUAAAUUGCUUACUUUGUGGGUUUUUUUUUUUUUUUAAGAAUUGGCCUUGCUUAUUUGGGAAAGUAAAGUAAAUCUAUCGGUAGUUCUCAGCAAUCCUGAGAUAAAUACUUAGAAUUUAUAACUUUGAAAUGUGCAAUUCUAGCAUUGUAUAUAAUAAGCCUCAAGGCUUUCAGCAGUAGGCACCCAAGUUGUACCAGAUUCUUUGAUUUGAGACCCAGUCUUUAUUACUAAGGCCAUGAGUACUUAUCAUACAAGUUGAAAUAUAAGUGAAGUAACUGCAUAUAAAUAACUCUGAAGAAAAUUCUUUAUGCACUUUAACAUAUUUCAGUAAAAUGAGAAUUGCUCAUGGGUGAGAGGUUAAUAAGAACCUCCUACUGACUCAGUUACUGAGUAAUGACUGACUUGCUGAAAGCAGAAAUGUUGAUAUGAAACACAAAUCUUCAAAAAUCAAUUAAGAUUAAAUUAUAAGCAUUGCAGCAUGUAGCGAUUGUGGAGCCCAAUACAUCCAGAUUUGGCUAAAAGCUUUUGAAAAUGUUUAUUGUUUUGUUAUUUUUUUUUCAUACUAAGUCUCACCAGCGAACUAAGAGAAUUUAAAGUAGCAUACCUUUUGACAACUGCAAAACAUUCCAGAGUUUAGUUACAGAUGGGACUUCGCAUACAGUAAUUGUGGGUCUCUUUAGUACCCUCGUCCAUAAUCCCUGUUCACCAGUGGCUUCUUUAUAGCAUAUUAGCUAUAUUAUUAUGGGUAAUCCAAAAGAAAGCUUCCUUUAUCUGGUUUUGUCCUAUUGUAAAACUACUUAGUAUAUUUAAGCCUGAUGAUUUGAAAUGCAGUUUAAAGGAAAUUUGGAAGUGUACUAUACCAAGUAAGUAAGACAUCCUUUAGCACAUUAUAAAUCAUCUACCUUUCUCCUCACCCUUCCGCAUAAACUUCAUCUCAGUAUGCACUCUGCUGAUGUUAGUCUUCUUCAUGAAGACCACUGGAAUCUGAUAAUGCAUAAUCUCUUUCCUUGUUCCUAGAAUAUUUAUAUGGAUUUUGAAUUUGAAUAAACAGUUUAAGAUUUCUGGAAUAAUGGGUUUAUUAAAACUGGGAAAAUGCUCUUACUAUGGAGGUCAGUGGAGACAGCCAAUGUGAUCUAAGUGGUUUGUAUGCUGGAGUUACUGAUGAUUGAGUAGUGUUAGUGUGCACUUCGCAGGCAGAAAUUUCACUGAAAGGUUAGUAAAUGUUACCUCACUACUGAAGUGUUCCCAUAUCUUGUUUAGGAGAAGGCACGAGUUUAUAUUCUUACAGGGCACCUGCUCCAGAAGCCCAUAAUAAUGUUUUCUUGUUCAUCAGAGAUGUACUUUGUAUGAAUUCUGAUCUUAAUCUCCUUAUCGGAGUCAGAAGUACACCCAUCCACAUACCUUUUGUAUGUAUUCCAAGAUAAUAUUCAGAUCCUUGUCUCCCAGUUGUGUUACUGAUUAUAGCAUAACAAUAUGUUAAAUUUAAGAAGCCAGAGCUUGAAUGUUUUUGGGUACAUAACAGUUGCAUAGUUGGAGGACCCACUUCCAUUUUUUAGAAAUGACCUGAAUGGUGAUGUACCACAAAAAUCUGGGCAGUCUGGUUUUGGCAGUACCUCCUAAGUUUACAUGUCUUGCAGUUGAAUGAAAAUAUUGAUUCAUUGAGCCUGUCAGUUUGGAAAGGAAAAGGAAUUCUAAGCUGUUACAUUUUAAUAUAGAGAUUGUUUUUAAGAGGUUUGACAUUUUUACUGCUUUUUUUUCUUAGUUAUCUUUAUGGUCUAAAACUUGAAGUGAUAUGGGUCCAGUACUUAGUUUGCUUUUGUUCUGGUGAUUUUGGGAAAACUGUUUAGCUACUACACUUCCAUGAUAGAAUCCUCAGAAUUAAAGAAAAUUUACAAAGUGUGGAGGAGUGGAUUUUUUUUUUCUUUUGUCACAAAUGCAAUGACAUAAUGCUUCUUUUUGUUUUAAGGAAAAGAAGUGAGGAUUUAGCGAACAAAGUUAUGUUCUAGGAUUUUUUUCAAUUAAGGUGUUGCCUUUUAAAAUCUAGUUUUGUAGGCUGGCCUUGCAGGUUCUGUUUUUUCAGAUUGUGUUCAAAGUACAGCUGCCCUCUCCUUUGUGAAAAGUUGCUUAUGCAUUGUAGAAUGUUUCUUAAUUCCAUAAAACUUGCAGUGUUCGAAAAAAUUGUCUUAAUGUUCCAAUAUACUGGGUGAUCUUAAUGUAUUUGAAGUCAGAGUUGGCUGGACACCAAUAAUAUGCAUUUUCCUGUAGAAUUUGUUUUUCUAUAAAAGAUAAAAUUGUGAAGUGAUUCUCUUCCCCAAGAAUCAAUUUCGAGUCUAAACUGUCUCCUUUAUACACUGUGGAAUUAAGUAUUUGAGUGGUCCCCCUCUAUCCCUCCAUUUUCUAAAGCAUUUAUUAAGCAUAUUGUAGUAGUAAAUAUUUUGGUGGACUACUGUAUUACAAAGACUGUUUGCUAUGUGUUCUGGUUGAGAAGUAGCAGGGACUCGGGGAACAGGAGAACAUAUCUUUUAAGGACAAGUUGCAUUCUUUAUCCUCUGUGACUCAUACUCAAGCUGAAGAGUUUAUAGCCUUUGCUUUUCUCCAUUGAAUUCCCUCACAGGUUUUAUUCCUUUUUUUUUUUUUUUUUUUUACCAAUUUUUGGGGUGGAAGCCAUUAUGAGCAUCUUACGUGUUUAAUAGCAAGGCUAGAUGCUACUUUGGUCUCUGUACUUUAUCAAUGAACAAGAAGUACAGUACAGUUGACAAUAAUGAUAGCUGAUCUGUUUUGAAAGCUACAAACUACGUAAGCCAAAACUACCUAAGUUUUCUGAUUCUGGCAGGUGCGGUUUUUUCAGCUGUAUCUGGAGACUCAGUUUUUAUUGAGAGAUUUUUACUGGCCCCUCUGAUAGGAGGGAGUAUGGAGAAGAGUUUUAGGUAUGUUUUGUCUAGGUAAUACACUGAAAUUCUGUGUUCUUAUUAUCAUUUCAGCUGAUUUAUUUUUUUCUGUAACAAAGAAAAAAUUAUGCAUUAUGGAAGUACGUCUGCUAAUGAGUGCAUCAAAUACAGGCUUCCUGCAAAGAGUUUUUAGGCUUUUGUGUAUUUAAAGCAUGGCUAUUUUUGAAAAUUCUUAAUUAAGUAAUCCUUUUUCUAAAGUUGAUGUAGAUGUGUUUCCUACAAAAGAAUCCACAGAAGCAUAUUGUUUAACAUUUGAAAGAAAAGUAUUUCAGUUUAUGUUCAUAUGUUCUUAAGGCGUUUUGGCUUGGUGCAGUAGAACGAUUGACUGACUCCUGUACAAAACCUGAACUUCUGUGCAUGCCUAAAGGCCUACAUUGCAGAAGUGAAUAUAAAAUUACAAUGUGCUGCUUCUAUUCUUAUUGUUAACUCUGAAUAGAGAGUACAACUAACAUCUCUUUUGCAGUUUACCUGCUUAAUGUAAAUGAGAAGUUGAGGUGUGCCAAAAAGAUUUUUUGUUUUGUAGAGGGGUUGCAUAGCUUAAAGGAGUAAUUUUUCUGUUUCUGCUUAGUGAGACACAAAUAAUUAAGAUCAAAGUAGACUAUACCUUUAUUACAUAUAAAAAGAAAUAGGAAUCCAGGUUUUAAAGCACAAUAGUCAAGAUUUUGAAAUGCAUGUCCUUUGAGAAAAAUAAAAUGUGCCAGAAGCUGUAAGUGGUUGUAUGGCCUAUAGAAGCUGCAAUCAAUCAGGCUUUGCUGAAGCAAAAGAAAAGAAACUAUCACAAAGUGUGUGGUAAAAAGAAUACAUACAAGGAAGGAAAAAAACUAUGGUGUUGAGCACUUGGGAACAGGAAAAGAUGAACACAAUCUAAAAAAUGUGGCCAGCAAUAAGAAAUGAUGAUUGGAGAACAGCAAAAAAAAAAAAAGAACAGUAAGAAAUUAUAUUUGAUUAGGAUGCAUAAAACUGUGUAGUAUAACAUUCUUUUUUUUUUUUUUUUUUUUUUUUUUUCUCCACCCUGCAAUGGAAAUCAGUGUCUCUGUUUAACUGUUUCCUCAUACAGUAUUUAGUCUUGCAGGUAUAAGCCCAUUUGCCCUCUGAAAACUUAGUCUUAUUGCUCAAGGUGAUAGUGUAAUCUGAGUCUGGAGCUUCGGUGAGGUAUGUAUUUGGUGAGAGGAGGGUGAGUAAUUUCAAUUAUGGAAACAGGAGGAAGAGUGAAUUAAAGAGAAAAUGAAUUGAUUCUUUCAGCCAGAAAAUGAUUGGAGCACCAUACUGAAGGUGUUACGGGGCAAAAAAAAAAGGUGUGGUAUUUUAAGGUCUGUGGAAUUCUUGCAUUGGUAAAUAUGUUGGUCCGUAUUUUUCAAGUUGCUUAAAUGUCUGUGCAUAAGCAAGAUUUCUAGUUAAAGCAUCACAUUCUGAAAGGGAGUUAAAGAUGACAUUCAGAAUGUAAUGUGAAGAGGAUGCACACUUUUUAAAUAACACAGAAGAUAUGAUAACAGAUUAUAGUAGGUAGGCAGAAAAUUGUCGUUCCAGCCUAUAUUACACGAGACUUUUGAGGGCAAUUUCCUUUUUCUCUGUAAAUCAAAGCCACCAUUUAAAAUAAAAGGUCUUGGUUGGUUUUUUUAAGUAUUACACUAACAGUAAGCGUGGUCAAAUUUUUGUGUUGUCAGCAUUUAUAGCGCUGUUACGGGGAGAGGUAUCUGUUAAAAUAGUGGAAUAUAGCUCCACACUCUCGGAUACAUUUGAUUUUUGUAACCUAAAUUUAGACUGUAUUUAAAAUUCUCCAGGUUGUGAUCGAUCAGCUGCUUCGAAUCUGAAGACAGGACAAAAAAAAAUUGCAAUGUUGUGUAAAUGUUGUAAUAUAAAGGUUUUUUUGUAACUUUCUCUUCCAAUUAAAGGUGCUGAAAAACUAUGUGA